Molecule: messenger RNA, 708 nt
Organism: Candidula unifasciata
Lineage: Eukaryota; Metazoa; Mollusca; Gastropoda; Stylommatophora; Geomitridae
Source: the annotation of a GenBank genome assembly
AAAAGAAAGUCAGCCUUAAAAGAUGUUAGUACCAGGAAAGAGAAUCUGAACCCAAGGUCAGCAAAGGAACUGGUUCACUCAUCACCGAAUAAACCUGUGAGACGCUCAGCCACUGACUCAAUUGAGCGAUCAAGCAGUAAUCUAAAUCAGAAGUGUUACGCAUCUCAUACUAGUCAACUUUUGAAACAUUCACCUGUUGUAACCCUUAGCUACAUUUCAAUUCAUGGUGGGGAUGACCAGAAUUUGGAACUCAACACUAUUGCCUCUGAUGACCCCAUCACAAAGUCCUUAAUCCAAUCAUCAAGAAUGCACAACAAUGUAAAUAAUCAUUCACUGAAAGUAGAACGAUCUAGAACAACAUUUGUACCAAGUAAAUCAAAGUUAGUGAGGAAUGAUAAACUCGAGAGACUAGACUUGUAUGAAACAGUGCAGAAAGAUGCAUUCCAUUCCAACUUGGAUAACAGACCUCAGACCAUACCAGAUCUCAGAUUGCAACAUUCUCCUGGUGAUAAAAGUGUUCGUCUUCCAAAACCAAAAGCUCCAGACCCAAGUUACUUAGAAAGCAGUCGAGUUUCCAGUAUUCCUUCAAAACUGCCUCUCACACAUUCUUUGCCCAACACAAAAAUAUCUAUGGACAAAGGAAUAUGGUCUACAGGGGAAAGAAAAACUGAACCACUGAGCUUCUACUAUCAUCCAGAGAAAAGGUAA